This is a messenger RNA of Moneuplotes crassus, 1469 nucleotides long. The record is from the annotation of a GenBank genome assembly. NCBI's taxonomy places the organism in Eukaryota, Ciliophora, Spirotrichea, Euplotida, Euplotidae.
AGUUCCUAGAAAAUGAAUCCUAAUUCUACCUCAACAAAGAGGCAAAUGUUGUAUAUGAAGCAGAGAACUGCCAGCAAAGAAAUUACUCUUCAAAAGCCUCUCCGUAAGUGCAAGCAGACAAAUCAGAAUCAGACAUGCGUCAAGGGACAAGUUCCUCUUCUGAAAAAUGUGACUCGUAACCUAAGUCUAACAGACCUAUUGAACCAGAAGAAUACCAGAAAUCUUGGAAAGAAAGCAUACCACAUUGGGAGCUUAAGCAAAAACGUUAUGAAGACUUAUCAAGAAUUGGAUAAACCUAGGUUUGGAAACACUCUCGUGAAUCGUGCCAAGAAUAAAGAACUCGGCAUGUAUAUUGAGAAGGCAACAAGGAUGAUUAGAGAGCUAAGCAGAAGCAAACCUAACAGCGAGCAUAACUCUAUUUGUAGAAAUCAAGAUGCUAGCGGUGACGAGGGUAGUGAAGUAUGAGUAUUCUCUCCCUUAAUUCCUUCUGCCAAGAUUAGUCUGGAUAAGGAUGACAGCUCAUUGUGUCAAUCUGAAAAUAGUGGAUAUGGAGCAACUCAUGCUAGAACAAGAAGCUCUAACCCAAAUCCUAUAAUGAACCAUAUUCCUUUCGGAGGUUUAAACCACAAAGGAUCAUCUAAACCUAAUACACCAAUGAAGAGGUUCAAGCCAAACUAUAGAGGAUCCUUGAAGUCUAGCAUGAAAAGAGAAACUGAGGAGCCUAAAAAGAUGAUAAAUAGUUCUACAGGGAAAAACUUGUCAAUAUCGGAUGACUCACCUUUUCAAGUAAAGAGUGGGUACUCUAAAAACAGUAAAUAUCUGAAGCAGACAAAGAAGGUGCGCUUAAAUCUGAGCUCUCAGAAAUCUCUGAAAUCCAAUUAUUCAUCAACUCUUGCGACUGUGGAAAUUUUACCCAAAAAAAUUCAAAUUAAUAUUUCUAAUAAAGAUGUGUGUAAAAGCAAAACCCAGGUCCAGAGCGAACGAAGAGAGCCAUCGAUAAAGCCAACAGUUAGCCACAAGUUCAAAAACAAGAUUGAUAGGCUAGCUAACGAGUAUGAGGAAAGCAUCAAGUCAAAAAGAAGUACCCAAUGUAGUGAAGAAGCUUAUAAAGCUAAGGGAUAUUCAGGAUUGAGUAAAGAAAAAUUUUCUAAAUACGACAACUUCUCAAAAGCUUCAGAUUAUGCAAGGAAAUCUCUGCCCUCAAGUAUUCAGGGAUCACUCGCUUGCUCAAGAGCAAACAGUAAGGGAGAAGAUAUUCGCAGAUCAAAGAACUUAUAUUGCACUCAGAAAUAUCCAAAUAAGGCUCAACAAAAGAAGGGAAUCCAUUUCAAAUCACUAAAAAGCAUGAGGCCAUGCACUUUCGCAGCAGAAACCUUCAGAAUGCAGCAUACAAAUGCAAACAGUCUACAGCAGUACAUUACCAGUGGCCGACUUAACAAAAAGUUUUAGGCCUGUUUAUUUCCUCACUC